This is a messenger RNA of Syzygium oleosum, 1287 nucleotides long. RefSeq lists its product as uncharacterized. The transcript has 7 exons. The record is from RefSeq and is a predicted model, not a curated record. Bases 1 to 1287 code for a protein of 428 amino acids. NCBI's taxonomy places the organism in Eukaryota, Viridiplantae, Streptophyta, Magnoliopsida, Myrtales, Myrtaceae.
AUGGAGAAAGUGGGAUUUAUGCUUUUCUUGGCUAUGACAAUGUGUUGGGCCACAUUAGCUGAUAGUGUAUCAAGAACAUCAGUGAACAGAGAGGCUUCAGAGGACGAUGAUGAUAUUGAUAGGAGACUCAGGCUUCUUAAUAAGCCUGCAGUGAAGAACAUUCAGAGUGCAGAUGGAGAUAUCAUCGACUGUGUUGACAUGCACAAACAACCAGCCUUUGACCAUCCCACAUUGAAGAACCAUGUCAUUCAGACGAAACCCAGCAUUAAAUUGCCUUCAGAAGACAGAGCAACAAAAAAGGAGUCCUCAACACCAAUAAUAUCUCAGACUUGGCAAAAGAGUGGAAGUUGUCCCGAGGGAACUAUUCCCAUCCGACGAAUCCGGCGGCAAGACUUGUUGAGAGCUUCUAGUCCCAACCAAUUUGGGAAAAUGUAUCAUCCUCAUUCACAGGACCACGUGGCUAAUUCAACCCUCGAUGAAAUUGGUCGAAAAGUGGUCAUAAAUGGAACCAAAGUCUCUCUUCCUUAUACAAAAGAUCGUGAUCAAGCAAUCCUUUUGACAGUAGGAUACAACUACAUAGGAGCUUCGGGUGAUAUAAAUUUAUGGAAUCCGAGUGUUGAUUUGCCAGAUGACUUCACUACGGCCCAGAUAUGGCUUCUCGGCGGCCCCGGCGAUAAGUACGAAAGCGUUGAAGCAGGAUGGAUGGUGAACCCAAAGUUAUAUGGAGAUAAGCAAACUCGGCUUUUCACACAUUGGACCGUUGAUGCAAGCGUUUCCACAGGCUGCUUCGAUUUGACAUGUUCUGGGUUCGUUCAAACUAGUUCCGAGGUGGCCCUCGGCUCUGCUCUGGGUCCGAUAUCUUCUGAAGCGGCACAAUAUCAGAUAUCAGUCGGCCUCUUCCUGGAUCCGAAUACUUCCAACUGGUGGCUACGCCUCACGAACAACCUGGUCCUCGGGUAUUUCCCGGCAUCCCUUUUCUCCUACUUGAAGCGCAGCGCCAUAAUGGUCAAUUGGGGAGGUCAAGUGUACAGCACGAUGGUGAAGAAGACUCCUCACACCAGAACUGCCAUGGGAAGCGGGGCGUACUCAGAGGCACUCCAUGGCCGUGCCUGCUACAUCAACCAUGUUAGGAUCAUGGACUUCUCACUUUCACUCAAGUACCCUGAAUGGGUCGGGGUUUAUAACGAUCAAGUGUAUUGCUACAAUGGACAGAACCAUAGAGAUGGGUAUAUUGGCGAGCCUGUGUUCUACUUCGGCGGGCCGGGCCAAAAUCAUUUCUGCCCAUGA